AUGGUCGUGGAGGUAUCGGCCCUCCUCCACUACGAGGCUACAGCCUGGCUGCGGUUCUGGAGGCGAGUGCACGACUUCUCCGGCGUGCGCCUCGCUGCGGCAGGCUGCUCCACCGCCGCCGACCCUGCAAGAGUGCUGCUCCAAGCGCUCUGGCACCUCACGCCCAUAGUCGUCGCCGCCUGGAGGCCGCCGAUGGCAGGGCGGCUAUUGGCUCGCGCCGCCUCGGCGUGGCCGUGGAAGCUGCCGGCGGCGAGGCUGUACUUGGCUUGGCGCCGGGUGACGAGCCGCAAUGCUCCCAUCGCCGUCAUUAGCCGGUUGCCGUGGUUCCGUCGGUUGUGGUCUCUCCGCCUCGGCUCUGUCCACCCUCUCGCGAUGCUGAUCGCCGCUGCCGCCGCCUUCGCCUCCGCCGCCGGCGGCCGGCACGGCGAGGUCGGCACGGACGCGCAGCAGCCUCCCACCCAUCCGCCAGAGGAUCGCGAGGAGGCGAUGCCUGUCUCGCUGCUCCUCUUCUUCGGCGCAGCGCUCGCCGCCGGCGCCGUGCUCUGGACCGGCCUUGUUGCACCCGCCGGCGACGACCACGACGCAAAGAGCAGCCCGAGCCGCGCCGCCGGCACCUCCACCGACGUCGAUCCGACGACGCUCCCGGCUUCCUCUCCCCCGCUGCGUCGGCACCGCGCCUGGUCGUCGCCGGGCCGCCUGGACGCCACCGCGGAGACGUCGCCUGCACAAACGGCGCCUCUGGUCUUCGCCGGGGACGUCCCAGCGAGGACGGCUCGGCGGGGAGAUCUCGAGGCGAUCGAGGCGGAGAACGCCGCGCUGAGAGAGCACAUCUCGGUGAUGCAGGGCUCGCUCGACCACGCGGCGCUCGGCCUGCUCCGGCGCGGCAUCGACGACCUCGUGGCGCAGCGCGAGGAGGAGAGGGAGAUCUCGGCGCGCGUCUCGGAGCACCUCGACGCAACGGGCCCCGGCGGCACAGGCGGCACAGCGGGUGCCAUCCCCUCUCCCGCCGCCUCCGAGCCCGAGCUCUACGAGCCCUUCGGGUGCGGCGAUUCGCCGGCUUCCGACGACGGCACCCCUACGCGGGUGCAGAGGGGCGCGAACUGGAAGGUCAAGCAGUUCGGGCUGAAAUGCUCCGCCGCCGGCAACUACCCGUCGAAGGGGCCGUCACCCACCCAUUAUGGCACUCGGCGGUGA
Messenger RNA from Emiliania huxleyi CCMP1516, 1194 nucleotides. RefSeq lists its product as hypothetical. Lineage: Eukaryota; Haptophyta; Isochrysidales; Noelaerhabdaceae. The record is from RefSeq and is a predicted model, not a curated record. The transcript has 2 exons. Bases 1 to 1194 code for a protein of 397 amino acids.